AUGAAAGUUGUCGUGCUGGGCGCUGGCCAGGACGUGGGAAGAUCGUGUGUUGUUGUGACAAUACAAAACAGAACUAUCAUGUUCGACUGUGGAAUGCAUAUGGGCCAUUCUGAUCAAAGAAGAUUUCCUGAUUUUAAACUACUUGGGCCUGGGCCAUACACUGGGCACAUCGACUGUGUGAUAAUAACCCACUUCCACAUGGACCACUGCGGGGGUCUUCCAUACUUCACAGAAAAGUGCAAGUACUCUGGGCCUGUGUACAUGACGCACCCAACGAAGGCGGUCCUUCCAAUAAUUCUCCAAGACUACUGCAAAGUGUACAGCGACCGGGAAGACCACGCAAAGCACCACUAUCCGACGUACAAUGAAGAAAACAUAAAAGAGUGCAUGAAAAAAAUAAUCCCGAUUUCCAUAGAAGAGACUGUUGAGAUUGAAAAGGGCUUCACCAUCACCCCGUACUAUGCAGGGCACGUCCUUGGGGCUGCCAUGUUUCACGUUAAGGUGGGGGACGAGUCGGUGGUCUACACCGGAGACUACAACAUGUCGCCGGACCGGCACCUGGAUGGCGCGUGGAUGCCCAAAGUGCGCCCUUCUCUUCUGAUCACGGAGUGCACGUAUGCUCUGCUGAUGCGGGACUGCCGGCGGGAGAAGGAGCGGGACUUUAUCGACUCCGUGGUAAAGUGCGUGAAGAGCGGAGGGAAGGUCCUUGUGCCGGUGUUUGCGCUGGGAAGAGCGCACGAGCUGUGUCUUCUUUUGGACACGCACUGGGAGAAAAUCGGGCUGGACAUCCCCAUAUGCACGUCUGCAACGCUUACGCACAAGGCGAACGACAUAUACAAGCAGUUUAUAGACUACACACACGAGCACAUACGGAGCACGAUGCACAAGCGGAAUCUGUUUGACUUCCGGCACGUCAAGCAGUUUGACUCCUCGCUUGCUAGCUCGGACGGGCCCAUGGUUCUGUUCUCCUCGCCGGGCAUGCUCCACUCGGGCCCAAGCCUGGCCAUGUUCAAGAAGUGGUGCGGAGACCCGAAGAACAUGGUUAUAUUCCCAGGAUACUGCGUGCGCGGAACCAUCGGGGAGAGAGUUCUCAACGGAGCAAAAAGGAUCGAGGUUGGCGGAAUAGCGUAUCCCGUGCGCAUGAAGGUUAAAAACAUGCCGUUCAGCGCACACGCAGACCAGAAGGGGAUACUCUCGCUGGUCCAGCAGUGCGAGCCCGACAUGAUAGUGCUCGUGCAUGGAGACAUCCAGCGCAUGAAAAGGCUCAGGCAGAUCCUGGAGACGACGCUCUCCAUCCCCACGAUGCACCCCCCGAUUGGAACCACCAUGUACUUUGAGAGGCCAAAGCACACAACUGCAAGCAUAAGCAAAGAAGCCUUGCAGUACCUGAAGGACAAAAAAGGCAUAGUUGAGGGCGUGAUGGAAGGCAGAGUAGAGGAAAACAAUGGAAGGCCCCAUCUGGUAAUCACUUCCUGUAAAAAAAGCGUUUUCUACCACUAG
Nematocida major is the source of this 1500-nucleotide messenger RNA. RefSeq names its product integrator complex subunit 11. NCBI's taxonomy places the organism in Eukaryota, Fungi, Microsporidia. The record is from RefSeq and is a predicted model, not a curated record. The transcript has a single exon. Gene Ontology annotation, biological process: snRNA processing. Gene Ontology annotation, cellular component: nucleus. The coding region runs from base 1 to 1500 and encodes 499 amino acids.